AUGAUGUUUCAAACGACAGCAUCCCUUCUAAGCUUAGGCAUUGCAAUUGGCACCGCCGUCGGUACGGUUGUGUCGGUUCCGUCGCCUCGAGAUCUGCUUGAUGAUCCAUGUGCUACCUUCAGAUUGCCUCCCAGAGCAGUCAAUGCAACUUUUCUCGAUCAAGUUACCGUAGAACAGCCGUGGGUAGAGCCUCCCUUUGGAUUUGGCUACGGCAAAUGGGCUUUGGCUUGGACAAGCAUCGAGCUCUACUGGGACUGGCUGAACAUGCAGAAUGAAUGGUAUCCUCUCCACAGCGAGGUAAAAGGCAAUCUCGUGUCGGACAUCGAACCAACCGUUAUUGCGGAUGUGAAUUCUUUCCAAAUGGGCGACAACGACACAGUUAUCAUCACUCCUGGAACCGACACUCCCCUUCCAGGGGAGGUUUAUGCUUGGAAUUACACCAUCCCUGCUGACAUUAUGGCAGAAACCGACAACACUGCUUGGGUAGGAUGGGGUUUCGACUUUUACGAGCAAGGCGCUCCUUAUUUUGUUGACUACGACGCCUCCACCACAGGUGUGCUGAACGUUUCCUAUGGAAUCUCUAUCUACAGCCGUCGCGAACGUGGACCAAGCGAUCAAACUGUCGCGGAGAUUGCAAAGUGCUACGAUAAGCUUGGCAGCAAGGACUUUGCAGACUUGUUUAGGUCAAUGCGAAGAACGCCUACUGAUGGGCGUCGAACUCAUACGUUGUCCUGGCAUGGGCCAUCGGCGGCGAAAGAAGAGAAGCGACGGAUCUAUGGGAGCAUUACAGAGCAACUGCAUUUCUAA
Molecule: messenger RNA, 807 nt
Organism: Trichoderma virens Gv29-8
Lineage: Eukaryota; Fungi; Ascomycota; Sordariomycetes; Hypocreales; Hypocreaceae
Exons: 2
Coding region: 1-807 (268 amino acids)
Source: RefSeq, a predicted model, not a curated record